GGAAAGUGGGCGUGGAGUGGGCGGAUGACGUCACGAGCCACAGGGCGACUUACUGAGAGACGCUUACAGCCCGGAUUUCACGUCGCGCGCGCCGUCGACCCGACGCGGAGAUCAUGCUGGCUCGGCGCACGAGCGGCAGUGCGGUACGGUAGACGGGGUUUCUGCUCGAGCUCCGCUUUUCUCCAUGGAGCCGCAGCCCGGAUUCUCGCGCGAGGAGAUCAACAGCACCGUGUGGGAGGUGCCGGACAAGUACGUGCGUCUGAAGCAGAUUGGAACCGGAGCCUAUGGCACCGUGUGCUCAGCCAUCAAUGACAAAACCAAAGAGAAAGUGGCCAUCAAGAAGCUGCACAGGCCCUUCCAGUCGGAGAUCUUUGCGAAGAGGGCCUACCGAGAGCUGAGGCUGCUCAAGCACAUGAAACAUGAAAAUGUGAUCGGACUGCUGGACGUCUUCACUCCCGCCAACCGCCUGGAAACAUUUCAAGACUUCUAUCUGGUGAUGCCAUACAUGUACACAGACCUGUCCAAGGUUCGGGGUCUGCUCUCGGAGGACCGCGUGCAGUUCCUUGUCUAUCAGAUGCUCUGUGGACUAAAGUACAUUCACAGUGCUGGCAUCAUUCACAGGGAUCUUAAACCAGGCAACCUGGCUGUAAAUCAGGACUGCCAGCUGAAGAUCUUGGACUUCGGAUUGGCACGGCAUGCAGAUGCAGAGAUGACGGGUUAUGUUGUGACGAGAUGGUACCGAGCGCCUGAGGUCAUUCUAAACUGGAUGCACUACACCCAGACGGUGGAUGUCUGGUCAGUCGGGUGCAUAAUGGGAGAAAUGUUCAAUGGAAAGACACUCUUCAAAGGAAAAGACUACAUGGACCAGCUCACUCAGAUUUUGAAGGUAACGGGGACGCCGGGCCCGGAAUUCGUUGAGAAACUAGAAAGUCAGGAGGCGAAGAACUACGUGAGGUCACUUCCUCCUUAUCCUCGGAAAGAUUUCUCCACGCUGUUUCCCAGGGCCAGCGAAGGAGCGGUAGACCUGCUGGAGAAGAUGCUGGUUUUAGAUGCAGGUGCCCGCCUCACUGCUGAUGGUGCACUGGCCCAUAGUUAUUUCGAUGGCCUGAGGGAUCCAGAGGACUGUCCUGAGCCUAAGCCAUAUGAUGACAGUUAUGACAAUGCCACGCUGCCCCUAGAGGAGUGGAGACGAUUAUCUUAUAAAGAAGUGAAGAGUUUUGUUCCGUUCCCGAGACGAGACUCGAAGAGGAGAAACACGCUGACGAUGACUCCGUGAUGUUGUGGCUGUGGUUGAUGUUACACUAUAGAGACACGUUUAACGCAGAAGAACAGUGUGGAAGACGUUUACACAUUACAGCUGUUACACAUUGAAAAGAUUUUUUAUGACAAUCUAUGAGGAAUCAGUGAUGAAUGUAUCAUUUCUGUAGAUCUGAUAAGUUGACUUAAGGAUGUACUUCUGGAUGUUACAGUGCUGACUGGCUUUCGUUUGUCGCCGAUUUGCCUUGGUAACGCUUUACUGAAAGGCUGCAGUCUUAAGGCUACAUGACACCUACCUGAGCCUACCUGACAGUUAUCAUAAAUCUACAUACAAGUAUAUAAAGGCUGUAGGUGCAGGUGUUGUGUAGACUUAUGAGCGUUGCACUUCAGUGAAGCGUUGCCUUUGUCUGUAAGUGCUAUAUUAGAAUAGUUGAAGAGUUAUUCCAGAUGUUUUUCUUUGAACCAGACUUGUAACAUUGUGGCUUUUAAUGCUCAGAAGAGGCUGAAAAACUAGUAUUUUCGCAGUGGAUAGAGUAAAUACAGAUUCAUGCUGAUGCUUACCUUAAGACUUGUACAGUUUUUCACUAUAAUGAUCUGUCAGAACAUUACUUGUCAGAUGGAAUAUAGCUAAUUAAAAUGCAGAAACUCCACUGACUAUAAAUCAUAAA
This is a messenger RNA of Pygocentrus nattereri (red-bellied piranha), 1925 nucleotides long. RefSeq names its product mitogen-activated protein kinase 13 (gene mapk13). The transcript is spliced from 12 exons. The coding region runs from base 185 to 1276 and encodes 363 amino acids. Gene Ontology annotation, biological process: protein phosphorylation; intracellular signal transduction. NCBI's taxonomy places the organism in Eukaryota, Metazoa, Chordata, Actinopteri, Characiformes, Serrasalmidae. Gene Ontology annotation, cellular component: nucleus; cytoplasm. The record is from RefSeq and is a predicted model, not a curated record. Gene Ontology annotation, molecular function: MAP kinase activity; ATP binding.